AGUUAAAAACAAAGUUUGGAAGAAAUUUGAUUUUUAAAGAAUUUAAAAUCCCCAAAAAAAUAUCUUAUUCUCUGAAAAGCAAUCAACAAAUCACAAUUCACACAAAUACUUCGCUAAAAAACUCAACUUCCACGCUCUACGGCCUACGCUAUCCAUCUCUCUCUUCUCAGUAUGCGAUCUUCUGCUUCUUUUUACCACUUUAAUUUUCAUUCUUUUUCUACUGUUUUCCCAAUCUAAUACUUUUAGAAACGGGGGAAACUAAUCAAAUCAAAUCAAACCCAGUAUUAAGUUGUAUCCACAAAAAAAAAAAACAGUGAAGAAAGACUAGUUCUUUACUUCUUUCUGAGUAAUUCGAGAUAUGGGGUUGUUUUUUAAUCACUGAUUUCAAAAGGGUAUUUGAAAAAAGUAAAACCCAGAACUAGAAAAAAACGAUGGAUUUUGGCGCAGGAACUUCACGAUGCCGUAUGGUGGGAGAUUAUAUUAUCGGGCCGAAAAUCGGGUCGGGUUCAUUUGCAGUUGUAUGGAAGUCAAAGCAUCGUCAUCUGGGUACUGAAUUUGCAAUCAAAGAGAUUGAUAAGAAGCAUUUUAAUGAUAAUUUGAGGAAAGAGAUUUCUAUUCUUAGAAAUAUCACUCAUCCCAAUAUUAUUCGCCUUUUUGAAGCCAUUGAGACGGAGGAAAGGAUAUUCUUGGUGUUGGAGUACUGUGAAGGAGGUGACCUUGGAGCUUACAUUCACAGGCAUGGUAGAGUUUCUGAAGAUGUUGCUAGGCACUUCAUCAAGCACCUGGCUGCAGGAUUGCAAGUGCUUCGUGAUAACAAUCUUAUUCAUAGAGAUUUAAAACCCCAGAACCUACUGUUGUCUGGUAGGGAGGUAACUCCAUUGCUGAAGAUAGGUGACUUUGGCUUUGCUAGAUAUUUGACUGCUCAAGGCUUGGCUGAUACACUUUGUGGUUCACCACUAUAUAUGGCUCCUGAGAUAAUUCAGAACCAGAAAUAUGAUGCAAAAGCUGACUUAUGGAGUGUUGGAGCAAUAUGUUAUCAGCUGGUGAUUGGGAAACCUCCAUUUGAUGGCAAUAGUCAGUUGCAGCUUUUCCAGAAUAUUUUGAGAUCCACAGAGUUGCGAUUCCCUGAGGGAGCUCUGCAGGUUCUGCAUCCUGACUAUGUGGAGUUCUGCAGAAGCCUUCUGCGUCGAAAUCCAGUUGAACGGCUUACAUUUGAGGAGUUCUUUAAUCACAAAUUCCUGAUGGAUCCCAGGGUUGAAGUCGAUGCGGAAUUCUCUUCUCAGAUUUCUCGAGUCAAAUCUCUGGUUCUAACUGAUGACCAUGGUCCCCUAUUCGAUCAUGACGAUAAAAUAGCGCCCAAAGAGAGUGUAAAACGUAGGGUUGAAGUCGAUGCGGAAUUCUCUUCUCAAAUUUCUCGAGUCAAAUCUCUGGUUCUAACUGAUGACCAUGGUCCCCUAUUCGAUCAUGACGAUAAAAUAGCGCCCGAAGAGAGUGUAAAACGGAGUUCUGUAAAUGAUGAGAAAAGGGAAUUUGAGAAGGAUCAUCGUAACACAUCCGGUGGUAGAAGUGUCGAUGGAGUUAUGCCAGAUAUUCUUACUGACAAAACUAGGCACUCCGAUGAGGAUGGCCCACAGUCAUUGAGUCAAACUCGAGUUGCUUGUUCAUUGGAUUCCAUCGAAGGAGAAUAUGUCCUUGUUCAUUCUAAUUUUGCUUCAAUGGAAAUCCUCACCUCUUCUUUGGGAACUUCUCUGAAAAAAUGUUCAGCUACGAAAGCUUGCGAAUUAGCACCAAAGAAUAUUGACAAGCAAUUGCCUACCAUGCCAGAGAUGAAUGAACUGGCUCCCAGACUUGUUAGUGGCUCCGAUAGUGUUUUACAGAGUGAAGAACAAGAUCUACCCAUACUGCAUCCUUCAACGAGGUUGCAACUUAUAAACCAAUAUGUGGGUGUUCUUUCAGAUCUUGCACAAGAGAAGUUUAAUGCAGGCUUCUUUCUGGAAUCAUUUUCAGCUGAAUUGGUAGUUUUGGCUCUAUGGAAGAAGGCGUUACGAAUUUGCAACUCAUGGCUGUUAGAAAGUGGUCUACCUGAGAGCUCUUCAGCAAAUGAAUUCGGCGAGGGAGCUGCAAGUUCUUCCUCUCAAUUAAAAAACACCACAGACUUCACGAACCCUUCAUCUGUGUCUGCCUGGGCUGAGCAAGGCUUUCUUAAUGCAUAUGAUGGAACUGAGAAGUUGUCCAAGUAUCUGCAAGAUGUGGAUGGUGCUGCUGAGAUGCCUGAUGCAAUGGAGAUUAUAUUUCAGACUGCAAUUGCUGCUGGAAAAGAUGGAGCUGCGGACGAGUUUGUUGGGAAUCGAGAUAGCGCUUCAAUGAUGUACUCCAAAGCUCUGAUGUUGUUCUCAUUCAUUGUCACAGAAGCUCCAUCUUUGUCGCUGAAUCCUCCAUUUUUUUUAGCUCCGGAAAGUAAGCAACAAAUCCUUAAAUAUAUUAAGAGCUUAGAAUAUCAUUUGAGUCAUUCCCAGACUUCUGUGAAGCAGCUGCCAGACUUUGGUAUUAAGUAAGUACAAAAGAAACUGUACAGAGUUUUCUAGAAUAACAUUUGGGUGGCUGACUACUGACAUGAUUCCCCAUACCCGGUGGAGUCGUAAGAAAGUUCGGUAAUACUUACACAAGAGAUGACAAAUUUUUGCUAUGAUAUCUUGAUAUAGAAUUUUAGUACAGACUUCUUUGUAAACAGAGUAAAUUCUAGGUUAUAACAUGUAUAUAUGACUGUCUAUUCUUUCUGGAAUGUAAAUAUCAGCAGCAUUAUUAUGUGACUUGUAUUGGUGUUUAACGCCUCUAUAUGUUACCUGCACUGUGAUCGAGUGACAAGAACAAAAAAAACUUAAUAUUUAUAUACAGAGUACUAUUUUUAGUA
This is a messenger RNA of Spinacia oleracea (spinach), 2911 nucleotides long. RefSeq names its product serine/threonine-protein kinase ATG1a. Lineage: Eukaryota; Viridiplantae; Streptophyta; Magnoliopsida; Caryophyllales; Amaranthaceae. Gene Ontology annotation, molecular function: ATP binding; protein serine/threonine kinase activity. The record is from RefSeq and is a predicted model, not a curated record. The transcript is spliced from 13 exons. Gene Ontology annotation, biological process: regulation of autophagy; peptidyl-serine phosphorylation; autophagosome assembly. Gene Ontology annotation, cellular component: cytosol; autophagosome; membrane. Bases 432 to 2555 code for a protein of 707 amino acids.